Molecule: messenger RNA, 2237 nt
Organism: Ochotona princeps (American pika)
Lineage: Eukaryota; Metazoa; Chordata; Mammalia; Lagomorpha; Ochotonidae
Product: CTTNBP2 N-terminal-like protein
Exons: 4
Coding region: 409-810 (133 amino acids)
Source: RefSeq, a predicted model, not a curated record
GUCGGGGCGUGGUGGUGGCUGGGGUGGGGGGCCGGCGUCUCCGGGGUAGAUGCCGGGGUGGGAGCGCCAGGAGCCCCGGCCCCGCCGCCAUCCCUGCGGCCCAGCCCCUGAGGGGGCGGCGCCCGUCGCCUCCCCGGCUCGCUGCUCCCGGAGGAGGCGUCUCCUCCUGCCCUGAGGGUCCUGGCUGCCGGGGCCGCCUUCCCAGCUCCUGCGCAAGGCCUGCCCUCGGGACACCCUCGCCCCGGCGCGGGACGCACAGGCUCCCAAUUCCUCACUGGACACUAUUCUACCACGCUGAUGGCAUUUUAACUAUAGUUGUCAAUUUUCCCAAAUUUUAACUGAAGAAAACCCUAAGAAAUUUAUACUUGAGGACAAAAGUGUAACUCCACCAAUUAACAGGCUGACAGAAUGAAUCUGGAAAAACUCAGCAAGCCUGAACUCCUGACACUAUUCAGUAUUCUUGAAGGAGAGCUUGAAGCAAGGGACCUUGUGAUAGAAGCUUUAAAGGCCCAACACAGAGACACUUUCAUUGAAGAACGUUAUGGAAAAUAUAACAUCAGCGAUCCUUUAAUGGCUCUGCAGAGAGAUUUUGAAACACUGAAGGAGAAGAAUGAUGGGGAGAAGCAGCCCGUCUGCACAAACCCACUGUCCAUCCUCAAGAUGGUGAUAAAGCAGUGCAAGAACAUGCAGGAGCGCAUGUUGUCCCAGCUGGCUGCUGCCGAGAGCAGACACCGAAAGGUAGGGCCACCCCGGGGGUGGGGCAAGGCUGACACCCGCCGGCCGCUGCCAGCUUCCUCUUUCUGGGUAUGAAAAAGACUCUGGGCUUAUGUAGGAGCUAGAAGAUACAAAACACAAGUCAUUGCAAGUGUUAAAUGGAGGGAGUGUGCCAGACACAUUCUUUAAGAUGACUUUUCUUCUUGAUAUGUCACUCCAGUGCACCUAAUAUAUUUUCUCAGCCCCUUGAUCUUCCAAACUGGGGCUUGGCCAAACUUGUAGCUGAACAGAAUGUUCUCUGUUUGCUUACUUAAGUGAUAAAUAGAAAGAUUCACAGGUAUUUGGGGAAUGCUGUAUCCCAGAGAAAGAAAGAAUUUACCUGAAUAUAAACACACAAGCCAAAUAGAUUAUUUUCAUUUAUUCCUGAUUUGGGGUUUCAUUGCAUUUUACUACUCAUGAAGUCAUAACAGUCCCUAGGGUUGUUUACCUGAAAACUGUUCUACUGCAUUGGGAAGCCGUGUGUGUGUGUUUCCAUGUCUGAGGAAAGUAAACUUGUGUUCCCCCCUGCCUGGACUUAAUGGAAUUCUAGUGCUUAUGAUGGUAUUUCCUAGCUUGUCAUUUAGAGCUCAGGUUUGACCUGCGAAAGAGGCUUGGCUGGAAUCUGCCCUUUUCAAAACCAUUAGUUUAAAUAUAUCAGCGCAUUUCAUUAAGAAACAUUUGGAAACUUGAGUUAGCAGCUGCAAAAUAUGGUGGGCUGUAGUUUACUUUUGUGGUUACCUACAUUGGAGCCACCUGCUGAAGUCACAACAAUUUGUCCGUGACUCUUCCUGUCAGAGGCCAAAGGAAAGGCUGUUAACCAUGGAUGGCCUUUAGACAUUCCACAGUCAUGAACUGUCAAAGGACUAUGCAUUUUUCAGUGGCUUUAAUCAGAUUCUCAAUUUUUCCCAAGGACCCAAAGAAAGUUUAUGCUGCAAUUUAAAAGAGAUCAACACAUUAGAGUUGUUGUCUAAAUUUUGUGACCUUUUCUACAAUCCUCUAAGAAAAUCCGCACAAUAUCCUUAUUCUGUCGGCAGGCUUUAUUUCCACUUUAUGUAAGAGAUAACUGAGUUAUGCGCAGGGGGCUGGCUAGUUGUCAGGGCGGUGGAACAUGCAGUAUUGGGAAGAUUUGUAGCACUAGGCGAUUUGGGAGAGGAAGUUAAAAAUAAUUCACAAUUCCUUGACACCAUAUUUUAAUGUGAAACAUUCCUAGUGUUAAAUUCUUGAGCAAGGACUGGUCUGCUCUUUUCAUAAGUGUUCUAUCAAAAUAGGUUACCAACUUCACUAGAUGUCAGAUAGCACCUACAGGCAUAACUAUGUUGCCCAUGGUUCCAUUUUUCUCCAAGGGAAUCCCCAGUUUAGAACUUUUGCUUUCAUUCAGGUACUAACCCUUUUGACUCAGAAUUGUUCUGAGUUUAAUUUUUUUUUUUCAUUUUUUAUUUGAGUGGCAGAGAGAGAGAAAAAAAUAGAGAGCUCUUCCGUCAGCU